Messenger RNA from Andrographis paniculata, 1642 nucleotides. Its product is annotated as anthocyanidin 3-O-glucosyltransferase 6-like. The record is from RefSeq and is a predicted model, not a curated record. Lineage: Eukaryota; Viridiplantae; Streptophyta; Magnoliopsida; Lamiales; Acanthaceae. Gene Ontology annotation, molecular function: UDP-glycosyltransferase activity. The coding region runs from base 64 to 1521 and encodes 485 amino acids. The transcript is spliced from 2 exons.
AUACCCUUCUCGUGUCUUCUCCUUUAACUCAUCAAGUCCAUAAAAGUCAACCUCCGACUAAACAUGUCUGAAUCACCGGUGGAGCUUGUGUUCAUCCCCUCGCCGGGGCUGAGCCACGUCAUCCCCACCGUCGAGGCCGCCAAGCUCCUCCUCGCCCGCGGCGGCGAUCGCCUCGCCGUCACUGUCCUAAUCGUGAGGCUACCGGAGAAAGGAGACGAUAAAACCGACAAAAUGUUGUCCGAUAUCAAAGCAGCAGUCCCACGCCUCCGAUUCAUCGACUUGCCUUUUGACCAUAAUGCCCCCGGCGCCGACUCCCAAACUUUCCGAUUCACUUACAUCCUUAGUUGCGGUGACAAGAUCAAGCAAUUAUUGUCGGAUUUGAUCGAGAAGCCAUCCGUCCCCGGCUCCCGACUAGUCGGGCUUGUCCUCGACAUGUUUUGCACGAAUUUAAUUCAGGUUGGCGAAGAAUUGAGCAUUCCGUCCUACGUGUAUUACACUGCGGGAGCAUUCAGUCUUGGCGUGUUGUACGACAUGAUUUCACUCAAAUUCGAACAACAUCAGGACCUGACACAAUUCAAAGAUUCCGACACUAAACAACUCUCCUCACGAUGUGCCUCUCAGCCUCUCCCCGCUAAAAUACUUCCUCUGUAUUUCAUCGACGGCAGCCCUGUCGCAGAUCUCUUGUUCGAAUACUUCCGGAAAUUCGCCGGCGCCAAAGGAGUUCUCAUCAACACAUUCUACGAACUCGAAUCCUACGCCAUUGAUUCUCUGUCCGCUCAUUACAAUAACUAUCCCAAGGUUUACCCGAUCGGACCCAUGUUGAAGGACAAUGCUGUCUCCAGCGAUCCGUCGGUAACCGAUUUGAUGACGUGGCUGGACGAUCAGCCGGAGGAGUCGGUGGUGUUCCUGUGCUUCGGGACGAUGGGGGCAUUCGAUGGAGCUCAGGUUAAGGAAUUCGCCAAGGCUCUGGAAGAUUCUGGAAGCAGGUUCGUGUGGUCGCUGCGGAAGCCGACGUCGUCGUUGCUGCCAGCCGAGUACGGAGACUACGGCGAGGUUCUGCCGGAGGGUUUUUUGGAGCGGACGGCGGGACGGGGGCGGGUCCUCGGGUGGGCCCCGCAGGCGGCGGUGCUGGCGCACAGGGCGGUGGGGGGAUUCGUGUCGCACUGCGGCUGGAACUCGGUGUUGGAGAGCGUGUGGCACGGCGUUCCGGUGGCGGCUCUGCCGCUGUACGCGGAGCAGCAGUUAAAUGCGUUCGAGCUGGUGAGGACAUUGGGGAUGGCGGAAGAGAUCAAGAUUGAUUACAAGUUAGAUGUGAGUGGGCAGGAACCGGCGCCGGAGAUUGUCCCGGCGGAGGAUAUUGAGGCGGCGAUCCGGCGGGUGAUGGCGGCAGAGAGCGGCGUGAGGGGGAAAGUGAAGGAGAUGCAGAAGAAGAGCCGUGAGGUUUUGAAGGAAGGCGGGUCGUCGUGGACUUGGCAAAAGGACUUCUUCCAAGAUGUUUUGAAAAACAUCGGAUUGGAAUAGUUGGCUGAAUUUACCGUUGGUUUUAGAGACUCUCUUUACUUUCAAACAUUUAAUAAGGUUUACUUAUCAAUGGUUGAAAUUUUGUACUUUGUUGUGUUUUAAAAUUCACUUGUCAGGUUUU